UACUUGUAUACAUUCAAGAUGCAAUUACAUUCGAAUCCCUCAUAUUAGAUGAUAGUGCUAUGUCGGCGGUUCGCACCAAUUCAUUUUGUCAAUGCAGUGCAGUCGCUCACUAGCAGGUGCGUUGUGCGCGCGUGCGUCCGCCAUCUUUGAAAACAGCUGAUUUCCCGCCAACACGUCGGUUGAGAUUGAAAAGAUACAUUUUUAUCGCGUACAAAAUAAUUAUUGAAUGAUUUAUUGACUGCAUAAUUGAGUGUUGUGAUAUCAGACUGAUGAAGAUGACUGUUAAUCGAAUAAGGGUCGUGGUGCUCGGGAGCGCGAGGAGCGGUAAAUCUGCUGUCGUGGUGCGGUAUCUGACGAAGCGGUAUAUUGGAGAAUACAGUUCUACUGGUGAUUUUCUUUACCAACAUCGGGCGACGUUUGACGGCGCGUCUUCGGAAGUUGAAGUUCUUGACACAUGUGGAUGUGCGAAACGUGGCUGCUUAGCUGAACACCUCCGAUGGGGCGAUGCGUUCGCAAUCGUGUAUUCUGUAUGCGACCGACGUUCGUUCUUGGCUGCGUCUGAGUUGCUAGCGUUGUUGGAACGGACUCGGCUGCCUGGCUGCACAGCUAUAACUCUGCUGGGCAACAAACGGGAUUUGGAACAUGCUAGAGCAGUGAAGACCGAAGAAGGGCAAGAGCUAUCCCUCCAAUUCGGGUGCCAAUUCUAUGAAGUAUCUGCGGCGGAGUCCUCUGCUGGGGCGGCGCUGGCGUUCCAAGCACUUUUGCGUGAAGCGCGCUCGCUCGCUCUGCUCCUCCCGACGCCGAGACGAAAACUCGCUGCCUAUUCUGUUUCCAAGGUAAUAGGCACAAUCUUAGGUUUGAGCAAUAAGAGUGUACGAAAGAAACGACCAUCACUAAGCAUAUGAUCUGCUUGUUUUUCUGACUGGCUUUUGUUUACUCCAAGACGGAGUUUAUUUUUGCUCUGCAAAUGCUUUUAAGAGUUAAGCCAAGGUCGAAAGGACUGAGGCGUUCUAUGGGCUCUUUGAGAUUGAGAGGACUUUUGAGGAUUUUCAAGAUGGACUGGCUACGCUACUGCAGUGGUAUAUUGUUGGACAAAAUUGCGAGCUUUUCGCCUUUGUUACAUUUGUAAUUUAAGAUUUUUUGUAUUCAUGUUCGUAAGGGGUGUCCUUACAUAUGUUUAUGUCUGUAUAAAUAGUUUUUAUUACAAAAUAUUGUGUACCAAAAUAGACAAUACUUGGCAACAGUAAUAUUUUUAUACAAAUGUUUGUACAAACAAUUGCCUUAAUGUUUUUUGAAUUGAUUCAUUAUAAAUACCCACAUUCAUUCAGAUUUUAAGUAAAUAUUGUUAAUAUAGAAAUCGUUAAUGGUACUUUUGUAACUGUAUCAGUAAUAUAUAUUUUUGUAAAUAAUAAGUUGAUCCCACCUGUGUGAUAAUAUUAAAUAUUAUUUAAAGACUGUAAUUUGAAUCGUGGACCAUUUGGGGUGCAAUUUUUGUAGUGUAAUGUUAUUAUACCUACUCCACUAUUAUAUUAAUAGCGUCGUUAACAUUUACUGUGAAAUUUAUAAUAUUGUGUAUUAUGUUUAAUAAAAUGUUUGAUAAAAAAUUC
Molecule: messenger RNA, 1607 nt
Organism: Colias croceus (clouded yellow)
Lineage: Eukaryota; Metazoa; Arthropoda; Insecta; Lepidoptera; Pieridae
Product: ras-related and estrogen-regulated growth inhibitor-like protein
Exons: 6
Coding region: 270-905 (211 amino acids)
Molecular function (GO): GTPase activity; GTP binding
Source: RefSeq, a predicted model, not a curated record